GUUGGGAUAAAUCAACCUGGCAGCCGUUUUAGGACCAGGCUGGUCUAGUUCAACAGCGUUCGAACGGCUAUGCCGCCGCCAAACUGAGAAACCAAUCAUUUUAAACGAAACCAGGGAGGGAAAUAGGUAAAUCAUAUCUUAUAAGAAGAGCGACUAACAAUGCAGAUCACACUAAAGACAUUGCAGCAACAAACUAUACAAAUUGAUAUAGAUCCCAACAAAACGGUGAAAGCCCUGAAGGAGGCGAUUGAAACCGAGAAAGGGAAAGAAGGGUUUCCUGUUUCAGGACAGAAAUUAAUCUAUGCCGGCAAGAUCCUACAGGAUGACACACCCAUUAAAGAAUACAAAAUAGAUGAGAAAAACUUUGUUGUGGUCAUGAUAUCUAAGGCUAAGUCCUCCCCUGCAGACAUUCAGUGCCCCACUGAAUCUCCCACGGCUCGCGUCCCAGAACCAGGCUUGUCGCCACCGGAGCCAACCCAUGCAGCAGUACCCAUUCCAGCCAAUGAGGACGUGUCCCCAAAUGAGCUUCCUCACACACAGAACCAGGGUCCUUCUGGGUCAGGCCCUGCUGAGACUGCUCCAGAGGAGGAUGUGUCCUUAGCCCUGGUGACUGAGCCAGUGUGCGAGUCCAUGGUGGCACAGAUUAUGUCCAUCGGGUACGAGAGAGAGAAAGUGGUGGCGGCUCUCAAGGCCAGCUUCAACAACCCUGACCGUGCCGUGGAGUACCUCCUCAUGGGGAUCCCCUGCACACCCAUUCAGGACAGCAGCCCUUCAGCAAGUAUUCCUACUGUUGAGGGAGAGAACCCUCGGCCACAGCUCCAGAACAUGAGGCAGCCAGCUGGGGAAGGCGGUGAGGGACCAGAGGCAAGGGAGCAAGGAGCCUCCGUGGAGGUCGCGCCAGAUAACUACAUCCAGGUCACGGCACAGGAGAAGGAAGCCAUAGAGCAGUUAAAAGCACUGGGGUUUUCAGAGGCGCUAGUGAUUCAGGCAUUCUUUGCUUGUGAGAAGAAUGAGAAUUUGGCUGCCAACUUCUUGCUCAACCAGACCUCUGAGGAAGAUUGAGACCCAAACGCCAACUCUCCUCCUGUCUUCAGUUCAAGCAUCAUAUCCAUGACCAGAGACAUUACUAUUUACUAUAGCCGGAGAGAAAAAAUGUUACUGAAAUUAUGGGGUGUUUGAGCAGAGGGGAGGUUGUUGUGAGGGUACCAUGAUACGAGGUGGGACUGAUAAAUAAUUAAAUCUAUUUAAAUUACAGUGGACACACAUGGAUUGCUGUCGGGGCCUUGGUGGAGAUAUGGGGGUUGCAGACUGGUAUAUAUGAACAUACACACCAGAGCUGUGUCUAACGGGAGAGACUCUUAUACAAUUGACUACUGACCAGGGCCAAAAAUGGUUACUCUGCAUUAACUGAACUAUCAUACAGUUUUGUUAUUUUAUUUAAUCUGCAGCAUGGUGUCUACCAGUGCAUUUGUUUUAGACCUGGUUGAGGGUUAUAAAAGAUAUUAGAAAAACAGUCGCAGCCUUUAUAGUGCCUCAAUUGAAGCAUAGUUAACUCUUGGAUUUAGUUUGCAGUGGCAGAACAUACGCAAGUUGGUGAUUUCCAUUUUUCUGUACUUUUUGUCCCAAGUUCUAAAUAAUUUGACUUAAGUCAUUCAACAACAACAAAAAGAUUAAUAAAAUGUCGUUAGAUGCUGCUCCCUGAAAUGUAGGCAUUUUGCCUGGUAUUAUUUAAUGCUUUUCUCACCUGAAAGAUUCAGGACUUCAUGAAUUUAUUUGGAUUGCACUUCUGUGAGCAUACCCUGCUGUGCAGAAUUGAGUCUAGUGGCCAGAAGACCUUGUGUAUCGCUCACUGUGCAGUAAAUGCACUUAGAAACGGGCCUUUGGUCCUGAGUUGUGCGCUGUUGAUUGAGGUUGGUUGACCAUAUCAAGGCUUUUAUUAUUAACACAAUGUAAUGGGAGAGAAUCAAACUUGAAAAUAAUAUUUGCUUGGUAAAGAGCUAUUUGUAGUUGUGCUCCUUGUAAGUAUCAGGGAACUUUCUAGAAACCACCUUUUUGAUCCUUCUUGUGAUCAGACACUGGCUUGUUUCUCAAAUCCUUAUUGGAGUAAUUUGCUUUUGGUUUGUGCUGUCAUUUUCAGGACUGUGUUUUGAGUUUUUAUUCCGACAAUAUUUUUGUUUUACCCAUCAACUGCUGGCAAGAUGCUAAACAGGACUCUGGAGAUCCUUGCCUCCAUGUAGAUAUGUUUUUAUAUCUGAUGGCAGGAUACAUCGAAGGGUAUUCUUUCUGGUUACUGUACAAGCAUACCAUUUUGGCAGUAAACACAAUAAAUACACAUAUCAUAUUUUGACUUCACUGCAGAAUUAUUAUUACAAUGGUUUAGCUUGUUACUGAACCAUUCUAAAUGCAAGGUUUAUAAUGGAAAAAAAUAAACUCUUGAUAAAUCA
This is a messenger RNA of Conger conger (European conger), 2444 nucleotides long. It is a transcript of the gene rad23aa, whose product is annotated as RAD23 homolog A, nucleotide excision repair protein a. Gene Ontology annotation, biological process: proteasome-mediated ubiquitin-dependent protein catabolic process; nucleotide-excision repair. The transcript has 8 exons. The record is from RefSeq and is a predicted model, not a curated record. Gene Ontology annotation, cellular component: cytosol; nucleoplasm. Lineage: Eukaryota; Metazoa; Chordata; Actinopteri; Anguilliformes; Congridae. The coding region runs from base 160 to 1062 and encodes 300 amino acids. Gene Ontology annotation, molecular function: proteasome binding; polyubiquitin modification-dependent protein binding; ubiquitin binding.